Molecule: messenger RNA, 1155 nt
Organism: Pistacia vera
Lineage: Eukaryota; Viridiplantae; Streptophyta; Magnoliopsida; Sapindales; Anacardiaceae
Product: gibberellin 3-beta-dioxygenase 1-like
Exons: 2
Coding region: 1-1155 (384 amino acids)
Biological process (GO): response to light stimulus; gibberellin biosynthetic process
Molecular function (GO): gibberellin 3-beta-dioxygenase activity
Source: RefSeq, a predicted model, not a curated record
AUGCCUUCGAUUCCUGAAAUUUCAACUGUGCCUCCAAAACUCUCCGAUGCUUUUCGAAGCCACCCUGUCCACCUCCGCCAUGAAUGUCCUGACUUGACUUCACUCAAAGAAUUACCAGACUCGUACGAUUGGACUGAUCAGCACUACGUGAUCCCUGCCACCAACGGUGACUCUGCCAUCUCCGAGUCCAUUCCGGUUAUCGAUCUCAAUGACCCUAAUGCUCUACAACUCAUCGGCCAUGCAUGCAAAACGUGGGGAGCUUUUCAAGUCAUAAAUCAUGGCAUCCCCACUUCCCUUCUUGAUCAAGCUGAGUGUACAACUAGACAUCUUUUCUCUUUACCUGUUGAACAAAAGCUCAAAGCUUCUCGUUCGCCUGAUGCUCUUACAGGCUAUGGCUUGUCAAGAAGUAAUUCAUUUUUCUCUAAGAUUAUGUGGUCUGAAGUAUUCACCAUCAUUGGAUCACCACUCGAUCAUUUUCGUCACCUUUGGCCCGAAGAUUACACCAAACACUGUAAGGUCAUGGAAGAAUAUGAAAAGGAGAUGAAAAAGUCAGCAGAAAAACUAAUGUGGCUGAUGCUGGGUUCAUUGAACAUUACAAUGGAAGACAUUGAAUGGGCUGACCCGAAAGGCAAUAUCCCAGACGAGUUUGCAGUCUUACAUAUGAAUUAUUACCCGGCUUGUCCGAACCCGGACCGGGCCAUGGGUAUGGCCGCCCAUUCAGAUUCCACCAUUCUUACUAUUCUUCACCAGAACAACACUGCCGGAUUGCAGGUCCUAAAAAAAGGAACCGGGUGGGUCGCUGUACCCACAAAUCCAGGUGGGCUUGUGGUUAUUGUAGGGGACUUGCUUCAGAUAUUAUCCAAUGGGUCGUAUAUAAGUGCACUCCACCGGGCUGUGGUGAACCGGGACAAGCCCAGGUUUUCUCUUCCGUACUUUUAUGGGCCACCUGCCCGGGCCCAAGUCUCACCCUUGCCCAAGCUUGUAGGCCCAAGUGAUCCUCCUUUGUACCGGCCCAUUACUUGGAGUGAAUUCCUUGGAAUCAAAGCCAAGCAUUUCAACAACGCAUUGUCUUCUAUCAGAAUUUGUACUUCUCCUCCAAACGAAGUGGUUGCUGCGAAUGGUGAUAAUAAUACUAAUAGUGCAGAAGUGGCUUGA